AUGAAGAGACUGCACCUCCAACGAUGGAGCAGCUCGGUCCUUUCGCCGCAGGUCCGGGCUGGAAGUCGACUGCAGCGACGUAUACAACACGGUAUCCGGUAUCAGACGACGACUUCUAUCCCUGCCACGGCUGCUGAGGCCGAACAAUCGAUCGAGGAACAAGCUCCUCCCGCAAUAAUUCGCUCCCCUCGCUCAAAAGUCGCCAAGCACUCCCUCCCUUCUCCGCCUGUCAAGGCCGCACGCGAGUCCGCGAAACUCGCUGCGCUCCAUGCACGACUUUACCUUCCUUCACGACUUCCUCUUGAGACCCUUGCUCGCUGUCUCGUGGACGAAUCGGCUGAUCCUAACCACAACUUCAACAACGAGUCUUUGGCUACCCUUGGUCAUGACCUCCUGACCCAGUACACCUCCGAAUACCUCAUCUGCACAUAUCCCCGUCUUCCCAUGACGGUCAUCUUCGCCGCCAUGUUUGCCUAUGUCGGCCCCAAGACAUUGGCUGCUAUGUCGAGGGAAUGGGGUGUGGAGCUAGCUGCUGCACCUGGUGGAGAGGUCGACCCUGGCCACCUGCAGUUCACGAGAGCCGCCCCAGGUGUCGACCCGAAUGCAACACCCACCGCUACGAACAGAACUUACGAGGAGCAGACGACAUGGCGGAGGUCGAUCACAUCGAAGAUCGUUUACGACGAUGUUUUCGGCGACCCCACCAAGGCUAGCGUUGACCCGCGAAAACAGGCCCCGGCAACCGACCGGUACGCUGCAGGCGUGACCCCCGAAGCGGCCGCCUCCCAGUUUGUCCGCGCUGUUAUCGGCGCCAUCUACCUCCAUGCUGGCCGUCCAGCUGCCAAGCGCUUCUUCGAGCAGCACUUCCUUUCCCGUCACCUCAACAUCUCUGAUCUGUUCAACUUCCGCGAGCCGGCUCGUGAUCUUUCCCGUCUAUGUGCCCGUGAGAACUUUGAGCCCCCAGUCGCGAAGAUCCUCAGUGAGACCGGUCGCCUGAGUCGGCACCCAGUCUUCGUCGUCGGCAUCUACUCCGGCCAGGAUAAGCUGGGCGAGGGUGCGGGUUCUAGUUUGCUUGAAGCCCGGUCUCGGGCGGCCGUUGCUGCCCUCAAGGCCUGGUACCUGUACAGCCCGCUGGAAGUGCGUCUGCCCAACUCGAUGGAAGAAGAGGGAGCCGCCCCCUGGAAGCCCGUUCACGUGGAUCUGGGGGAGGUAAUUGUGUAA
This is a messenger RNA of Aspergillus aculeatus ATCC 16872, 1221 nucleotides long. Its product is annotated as mitochondrial 54S ribosomal protein mL44. NCBI's taxonomy places the organism in Eukaryota, Fungi, Ascomycota, Eurotiomycetes, Eurotiales, Aspergillaceae. Gene Ontology annotation, cellular component: nucleus. Bases 1 to 1221 code for a protein of 406 amino acids. Gene Ontology annotation, molecular function: ribonuclease III activity; double-stranded RNA binding. The transcript has a single exon. The record is from RefSeq and is a predicted model, not a curated record. Gene Ontology annotation, biological process: regulation of gene expression; primary miRNA processing; rRNA processing.